Aspergillus homomorphus CBS 101889 is the source of this 874-nucleotide messenger RNA. Its product is annotated as putative histone h1.3. The transcript has 3 exons. The coding region runs from base 1 to 726 and encodes 241 amino acids. NCBI's taxonomy places the organism in Eukaryota, Fungi, Ascomycota, Eurotiomycetes, Eurotiales, Aspergillaceae. The record is from RefSeq and is a predicted model, not a curated record.
AUGGCAGCCAAAGGUGCCCCUAAGCCGGAGGGCUUGUUCGGUUUGACCCUGAGCGAGGCGAAGAUGAUUAUCCUCGGCCAGAUCUGCACCGAUUCCUCAGGCAAAGUCGAUCACGACAAGCUAGCCAUCAAAGGCGGAUACAAAAACGGAGCCUCAGCCUAUACCGUCUACCGCAAUGCGAAACGCAAGCUUGAAGAGCUCCAGUUCGAAGAAUCCGGUACUGUCAAUGGCGGCGCCAGCUCUGCUGCAACCACACCCCUGAAGACCCCUACCAGGCGCAAGAGGGCCAAGGCAGUGGAUGCCACGCCUGACGAUACCCCGGCCACUCCCGCCACUCCCAGCGGUCCUGGUCCCGUGCAGGCCGACGUCGCCGUGACCCCGAAGCCCAAGCGCGUCAGAAAGACCCCGACCAAGAAAGCGGCCACUCCCAAGGUCGUCCCCAAGGCCGAGGAACUCGAUAGCGACGGGGGAUCUACCAUGAAACUCGACUCGAGUCCUGUCGUGGAGCCUACCACCGAUAAGGAAAAUCACGCUGUGCUCAAGGGUCUUAAGAGAGAGCUGUCCGUCGAGCCUGAUCACAACGAGGAAAACCUGACUUCUCACGGCCGCGUGCCUAAAAAGCAUCUCACUGCCUCUGACGAGGAAGUCGCCAUGGCCGUGCUCGAUGUCGGAGCCGAGAUGGACGCGCUCGACACAGCCCAGGUCCCCGUCAAGACUGAGGAAUGAGUCUGUCGUCUAGUCUACCUCACACCAGUCGCGUGACAUUCUUCGUGAAUCAUCCUGACAUGUUCAAUUCGCUUUCUUAUGUGUUGUUCUCUACGGUGCCCUUUAUGGAGUGUUCCUUAUGGAAAUUUGUGUAUUUUAAAUUAGCUCG